Messenger RNA from Clupea harengus (Atlantic herring), 4299 nucleotides. It is a transcript of the gene gpr101, whose product is annotated as G protein-coupled receptor 101. Gene Ontology annotation, molecular function: G protein-coupled receptor activity. Gene Ontology annotation, cellular component: membrane. NCBI's taxonomy places the organism in Eukaryota, Metazoa, Chordata, Actinopteri, Clupeiformes, Clupeidae. Gene Ontology annotation, biological process: G protein-coupled receptor signaling pathway. The record is from RefSeq and is a predicted model, not a curated record.
GAUUUUGCGAUACAUCGCGAUUUAUUUCUGCCGUAUUUUACGUUUUGUAUAUUGUGAGUCAUCUUGUUGACCUCAGAUGCAAUAUGAGUAGAUGUAUGAAUCAAAAUCAAAUUAAAAUCAUAAUGAAUAAAUAUUGCAAUACUAGGCACCACUAUCGCAAUACUACACAAUUGUAAAGUGGGGUUUUGUCUCCCACCUGUGUGGACUGGAAACGUCCCAUGGAUUCCUGCUGGAUAAGGUCGUGGCUAGCAAGUAGUGAACCAAAUUAUAUUGAAGACCAUCAUAAGAUCACCUUCGAACUCACUUCAUGAACACUUAGGUCAUGUAGUAAGAGGCUAAAUAGAAACAGGAAAAUCAAGUACAGCAAGGCAAUGAGACAGAACAUGACCUUCCUUGAGACCUGAUGCAAAUGUGUGUCUUUGUCUAAAUGUCUCACUAAAUUAUCAGCUAACCCUGUCAACAACAAAAAAAGAAAAAGAAAAUCUGGUUUAGGGUGGAGAAACAGUGUGACUGGCAGGAUAUAGAACAGUUAGAGUAACAUCGCAAUGGCAGUGCUGGACUGACAUAAUGGCACCACCUCGUUUGUAUAAUUAUUGUGGUACCCAAAGCUGUUGCUUUGCUGUGUUGCUUACAGCGAGAACUGCCAAUGCACAUUGAACUGAACUAUUGCAAAAUGAGGGGAACGUCUGCCAGAUGAAGAACUCAUUUCAUUAGUGCGUGUGUUUUGACAUUGGAUGUUUUAUAAUAUUUUAAUUGUUUUUUUACAUCCAAUAUCUUAAGGUGCUUGUAGUUUGCACCUCCUUUUAAAUCUGUAGGUCUUACGUGGUUUAGAUCAAUGACGUAACUGGAUGCCCUAGACUCUUCUAUGCUAGGCUAUAAAAUAAUUGUUUACAUCAAAUGCCGCCAAGAAGGCUCUAUUGAUGAAUUUAUUCCUCAACGUAAUCUAUGAUAACAACCUAACCUAACGUGUAUUUUGGGUCAUGAUAAAUGCCUGACAAACGGUCUGCAAUGUGAUGCUGGGGUAAUGUAGCCUAUAGCUGGUGACAGGCGAACAGUGAACUAUAGGCUACCGCGUUGGGUCUAUGUCGUCAUUUUUAUGGUUUAAGUGGUCUAACGACUCGCUAUCAAUUAUUUCUUAAAGCAUCAGCGACUAGUUGAAAAAAUAUAAAAAUGCAACGAUGGCUUCCGAAGAAGUGAGCACUGUAACAGGUUUGCACGUCUGAAUUAUAGAUGCUCCACUGACUGACACUUGGUGGUAUGUGCUGCGUCGGACUCAAGGGGCUGCCGCCACUGCCAUUGAUUGUACAGCGGUGACCAAAAUGGGAGAGCGGUGUUGUGAUCAGAGCGCAGCGGCAUCAAUGGGAAAGAGCAACGGGAUACCGGUCAGCAAAUAUCACCGACAAAGACUCGUUGAUGAUGACAAUAACAAUCCCCGUAAAAGGAUUCUUCUCUCCUCGAUGACAACGUAAAGGUGAAACCAGUGGCAGAUCUGAAAAAAAAAAAAAAUCCGUGAGGACAGAGGGAGAGUCUGAGACAGAGCCCCACACAUGCAUCUGUCUCCUCGCUUGCAGCCCUCGCCAUCAGCAUGCCCACCUUGGAGGCGCCCAGAGAGGGCUUCGCCAACUCCAGCACAGCCUGGGGCCCCUGGGGCGACUGGGGCCCAACCACGGUCAACAGCACGGUGAAGAUGGUGCUGAUCUCGGCCAUCGUGUGCACGUCGCUCUUCGGCAAUGUGGUGGUGCUGCUGGUGUUCCAGCGCAAGCCUCAGCUGCUGCACGUGGCCAACCGCUUCGUGCUCAACCUGCUGCUGGCCGACCUGCUGCAGACGGUGCUGGUCAUGCCCUUCGCCAUCGCCGCGGCCGCCCCCGGAGUGUGGCCUCUGGACGCCCGCCUCUGCCAGGCCCUGGUGGUGCUCAUGCAUCUCUUUGCCUUCACGGGUGUCAACACCAUCAUGGUGGUGUCCGUGGACCGCUACCUGGCUAUCAUCCACCCGCUCUCCUACCCCACGCGCAUGACGCCGCACCUGGGCACCAACCUCAUCGCCCUCACCUGGCUCCUGAGCGUGCUCCAGAGCACGCCGCCGCUCUACGGCUGGGGCGCCAUCGAGUUCGACCGCCACCACAACGCCUGUACGGUGGUGUGGUCCUCCAGCUACUCCUACUCCGCCCUGGUGUCGGCUCUGUCCUUCUGGCUCCCCGUGCUCAUCAUGCUGGGCUGCUACUGGAUGGUGUUCCGAGCCGCCCGCCGGCAGAACGCCCUGGUGCACCCCAUCCAGGCCAACAACCACCUGCAGCCCCCAGAGUCCCAGGCCUCCUGCAGUAGUCCGCAGAGAUCCCAGCAACAGCCCUCGUCCCAGCAGCAGCAGCAGCAGCAGCCCUCUCACCCUGACGUGUCCUCGGCCGGCUACCCGAUCCGUGUGCGCCACAGACGCUUCCACUACCACUGCAAGGCGGCGCGGGUGGUGUUUGUGAUCAUGGCCUCCUACAUCGUGAGCAUGGGGCCGUACAGCGUCCUCAGCACGGUGGCCACGUGCUCCAGCCGCCCGGUGCCGCCCUGGCUCUCCUCGCUGGCACUCAUCCUCUUCUUCCUGCAGUGCUGCCUGCACCCCUACAUCUACGGCUACAUGCACCGCAGCGUGCGCAAGGAGUUCCUGGCGCUGCUCUGCGGCUCGAUCUGCAGGCCCGGCCGGCCGGGGAGGGGCUCGGCCGUCGACAGCUGCUUCACCGUGACGGACGGGCGGCUGGGGCACCCCCCGACGGGGCACCCCAGCCAGGUGGCACGCGUCCGCCCGCUGCGCACCUGGGAGGAGGGCACGGUCUCCUCCUCCUCGCCCACGGACAGGAGGUCCAGGGACAGCCGCAAGGAGACCACCUCCAUCAGCUUGAGCUCAGAGAGGGAGCUGACGGUCCACAGCAAGUGAUGACAGCAGCACAGGUUUCACAUGGACCACUGCUGUAUGUCUUGUGAGGGUAUUAUGAGGUCAAACCUCAGUCGGGAUGACGGUCUCCUCUGAGGUCAAAUGUGUGGUCGCUAAAUCAGACAGAUGACACCAAGGUCAACCCAGGCAUACCUCUAUUGUGGUUCCUUUCCUCAACAUUCUGUUGUCACCUCCACAGUGCCUGAGAGCCAUGUGAUUGUGUUAUGAGGAAUAGUGUUGGGUAUAUGUUUGUGAUGUAUGCAUUCAUGUUUUAAGCAUAGCCGUUGUGUAAAAAAAAAAGUGAAACCUUUUAUCUUUGCGAGAAGCAAGAAUGUCAUUUGAGCAAAUUCUAGCCAACUUAGCAAAUGAAUGUAAAGUGUUUUGAGUGUCGUCUUGAUGUAAAGUACCAGGGAGAGGACUGACUAUUCAGAUGUUUUGUAUAUCUUUUUGUAGACAAAACAGUUUCCUGUUUGGGAUACCUACGUAUAUAGACACAUCAACUCUGAUCUUUCAGAUUGGGUCUCGAGUGGCAGAGCAGAAGGGAAAUGCUGCUCUAUAUUGCGUACUAACGAAGAGUUUUUUAGUUCUGCUGUAUGAGUUGGUUAUUGGUAAUGCAUCAUAUUGAUACUCUGGUGAAACUCUGUGGAGGCAGCUGAAACUAUUGACACUGUUAACAGUCAGACUGUUCAUUAACACCCCCCCCCCCCCCCAAGUAAAUACUUUUAUAAUCUCAUUUUGUCCCAUAAAAACAUGACCAUGAUAUUAGAAAUUGUAAAUCAUUAAGAGGUUAAAGUUGUGGGCCAAUAGGUUAGUUCCUGGCCAGGUAAGAGAGGUAUAGAGUUGGGGAGAAGCGUGGCCUGCACUGUGCUCAGGUGCCUCCUUAAGUGAAACUCCCCGAUACUGUUUGUGUGAAAACCUCACCGCCUCAACACUGCCAAGGCAAUUGCCAGAGAGGUACUCCUUGAAAAUUGGCAAAGCUCAGUCCAUGUGCCUACCCACUUAUCAGAUGUUCACAGGGAGAAUCUGCCCAGCCUCAUCAGUCUGUGGAUUUAUGAUUGGCCGGCCGCAGUGGGAGACUCAUUGUUGUUGUUCUCUGUGUCAUUCCCUUGUCUGCCUUCUAUAAAUGGUGGGACGGAGAAUAUGUCAUACUGUUAGCUUUGUGGAUACACAGCUAACCUUCCGUGUCCUUGUGAGGUACCAAAUGUGGUCUGAACCCGUAACAAGCUAGCGAAACAAAAUGGACACAUUAUACCUUCAAGGCAUUGUGGGCUCUUCUCCCAGGCCCGUUGAUUAGGUCUGCUGUGCGAUCAUUUUGUGGAAACUGUCUUCAUUAUCUGUCAGCCAUCACAGACAUGGAUGCUCUGAGACUCCCCUUGGCCCCG